UUUGGCGUGACACACUGUCUCUCGUCAGCUCGCUAGCAACUAGCAUGUAGGCUAGCUUUUACAAGCAGAAGGAGUGACAGCGGGGACAGCCAAUCAUACAUAAAUUAGCAUGAACAUGGCAACCAAUCAGGGAGCGAUAUUUAGGUCAGAGGCGGGACUUCUAGCAGAGACCGACAUUUAACCCUUUCUGUGCCAUAAUCAUCGACUAAACAUUACGGGCAGCGCUUGUAUUGAUAGUGACUACACAGUAGCGGCUGGAUAUUGGUAGGGACGUGUCCCUAGCGUCCCUACACAAUUCUACCCCCUUGCGUGCAUCCACUAGUGAACAGUGGAAUGUCACCCUCUGGUGGCGUCUCUGGUGAGGUGCAAGGAUACUACUCUAUAUUACAGAGGUCUGGGUUGACCUGUCCACCACUAGUGAACCGUGGAAUGUCUCCCUCUGGUGGUGUAUAUGGUGAGGUGCAAGGAUUACUACCAUAUAUUACAGAGGUCUGGGUUGACCUGUCCACCACUAGUGAACAGUGGAAUGUCUCCCUCUGGUGGUGUAUAUGGUGAGGUGCAAGGAUACUACCAUAUAUUACAGAGGUCUGGGUUGACCUGUCCACCACUAGUGAACAGUGGAAUGUCUCCCUCUGGUGGUGUAUAUGGUGAGGUGCAAGGAUACUACCCUGUAUUACAGAGGUCUGGGUUGACCUGUCCACCACUAGUGAACAGUGGAAUGUCUCCCUCUAGUGGCGUCUCUGGUGAGGUGCAAGGAGUGCGCAGCCCAGCGUGACAGACAACAGGCAAGAAGGGGAUUUUUGUUUUUUCCAAACAAAGCGACCGGGACGAGUACACUUUGGGGGUUUAGGGCAGGAUUUGGAUAUUUACACGCUGCGUGGUGAUUGGCAACUCGUGGCUACCGUGGGUUUUCUUUCUCUCUGGUGGUAAGCAGUGACGUCGUGAGUGUUCCAGGUCUUCUCGGGCUACUUGAAAGAAGGCACGCAGGUGUUUGUUUUCAGGCGUGGUGACGUCUGCCCGACAGGAGAUGAGGGCCCCACGUGACACGGCGUCGUCAUCUUUCGGCCUGCUGCAGUGGUGCAGACAAACAUGCGCGAUUUACCCAAAUGUGGACAUCAACAACUUGUCCAGCGCCUUCAGAGACGGUCUGGCUUUUUGCGCCAUCAUCCACAAACACCGGCCCGACCUGAUAGACUUCAACUCCCUCUCAGCAGCCAACGUCUAUGAAAACAACCAACUGGCCUUUUCGCUGGCAGAGAGCAGACUGGGCAUUCCUGCCUUCCUGGUCCCUGAAGACCUGCUGGCCAGCCCGGUGCCAGACUGCUUGGGGGUGCUGACCUACCUGUCCAAGUUCUACCACUACUUCAGCACAGCGUCACAUGCUUUCACAGCAUGCUGUGAAUCAACAGGACUGCAAUCUAGUGGUGGCAGCAGUUGUGGGAAGACAGCCGGUCCUUCCAAUCUGAGGUCGGCACACCUGGUCUUGCCCAAGCAGUUUGAACUUUUUCAGCGCUCCCCGGCUCCUCCUUCCUUCGAAGACGGCGGCCGUGGAGGCAGGAGGGCGCACGCGUCUUGUCCCCGCUGCCUGCAACAUGUGCACCUGGUCCAGAGACACCUGGUCCGAGGAGAGGUCUACCACCGCAGCUGCUUCAGGUGCAAGGUGUGCCGCAGCACGCUGCUCGCCGGCUUCCACGCGCCCGGGGAAGCCGCCUGCUCGGUUCUUUGCUCCGAACAGGUGCGAGGAUGCGCGCGGAGCCCCUGCGACUUGUCUCUCGGCGUCCCUCAGGGCACGGAGGCGUGGCGGUCACGUGACAAACAGGUUGUCACGGCGGCCGAGCGACCCAUGCCGAGCGAGACGUCCUUGUCGCCGUGCGCCAUGUUCCAGCCGGCUGGUGUCGCCCAGGCAACGGAAGAUGGACGACCAAGCGGUCCAACAAACAGAGACUUUGAGUCCGAUGAAGGGACUGAAAUGGAGGAUCUUCAUUCAAAGCCUUCAGCAGGAAGAGGGGAAAGUAAGCAGCUGGCGCAGGUGUCCCAGGCAGGCAGUCCUUCCAUGCCAGGCCAGUCCUCAGCCAGUCCAUCUCUCACACAAAAAAGUCCGGUGAAAAGAAACCAUCCCUGGCUAAGAAUCAUCCACCCGGGGCCGUGGACACAACUGCCCCCCCUCGAGAGCCCAGUACCCUUCAGACAAUCUCGGUCUGGCUUGUCCUGGUACAGACCCAAAGUCCCUCCUCCCAAUCCUUUCACUGGAGACCUGCAGGACCAGACCAAAGACGUUAUCGCCGACGCUACCAGUCAGAUUGCUUCCUCGUCUUUGGAGGCUCCCGGGGAUGAUAUCGUGAUCGGCGAUCCGGUUUUGUCGAGGAGUUGUUCCCAGCCGGCUGUUAAAACACCUGGGCCUCACCACAUGACCGACUCUCAGGUCUGCCAAGAAAAUGAUCAUUGUGACAGAAAAACGGAGAUGGCCAAAUCAGAGACGUGUCAGGUCCUCACGCCCGGACGGCCCCCGGCUCCCGGACACGGCUUCCCGCUCGUCAAAAGGAAGGUGCAGGUGGAGCAGUCUGCUCCUGCAGGAGAUCUGCAGGCGGAGGCAAGACGACUGAACGACCAGCUGGAGGCGCUGGAAGAACGAGGCGUCGCCAUGGAGGAGAACCUUAGAAAGUGCAAGAAUGACGAAGAGGAAGACCAUUUGCUGAGCGAGUGGCGUUCUCUGAUCCGCGAGAGGGACUCUCUGAUGCGCCGAGACACUGAGCUGGUCUACCUGACCAAGCAAGGGAAGUUGGAGGAGAGGCAGGCGGAGGUGGACUUCCAGCUCAGACGUCUGCUCAACAAACCAGAGAGCGUCUGGAGUGAAGAAGAUAAGAGUCGGGAGGAAAGCUUGAUGGCCGAGCUGGUCCUGGUCAUCGAGCAGAGGAACCACAUUGUCAGCACUUUGGACCAAGACAGGCAGAGGGAGCGUGAAGAGGACGUGCUCUGGGAAGUGAUGUCCAAGAACCAAGAGUUGGAAAAAGAAGGUCUGAAAGAGCGAAGAAGUCAAAAGGAAAGUUCCGGGCCCGCCAAUGUUUUUAAAAGGCUGAACUUGAGAGUAGAACACGCCAAGCAGUCCUGGACAAGAAGAGCUGAAGACUGCAGAGAUUCAAAUAUUCUUCCUGCACCAAUUGAUUUCUUCUAAGAAAUAACAUGCGUCGGUCCUUUUGAAUUUACUAUUUGGAAGUGAACAACGAGGAGUGGUCCUGUGUGUAUCACAGACGAGAGGACACGUGCGUCUGUAAUUACUAUGCAUGUUUUAUUACAGACCUGUAAGGACAUAAAACAAUGUGGUGAAACGGCAGGGUAAUGGGAAACUUGACAAAUAAAUGCAUUCUGAUCAUGAAA
Nerophis ophidion (straightnose pipefish) is the source of this 3375-nucleotide messenger RNA. RefSeq names its product MICAL-like protein 1. The coding region runs from base 1028 to 3172 and encodes 714 amino acids. NCBI's taxonomy places the organism in Eukaryota, Metazoa, Chordata, Actinopteri, Syngnathiformes, Syngnathidae. Gene Ontology annotation, molecular function: protein binding. The record is from RefSeq and is a predicted model, not a curated record. The transcript has 16 exons.